AUGCAACACUAUUUUCAGCCACAAGAGGGUAUCAUGCCAGAAGAUCAACAACAAUACUAUGCCAAUCAACAACAAAAAUUGCAAACAUUUCUCUCAAACUACCAAAAAUCCCAGAAACACCAAAAACAUUACAAACACUCUGUGGAACUGUCCGCUAAAACAAUUGGAGCUUCCAAACAAUUUAAAGCUUCAGUCCAACUACAAGCCCAAUGUAACGACAAAAUGCAAGUCUGCCAACUCAGACUUGGGGCAGAGAGAAGUAAAAUGAAUGAAGAAAGAGGCAUGUGGACAAUGAAAGGCCUAGUUGAAAUGGUUAUGCCGGGAGGGGCUGAAGAGGAGAAUUCUAAUAAUUAUUCUUCUGAUCAGUUUUUGAGCUUUGCAAAUUUGCAUUGGGGAGCGGAUACACGUAAACAACAAGUGAAUAUGCGAAUCGUUGGGGAACAAGCACCUGAAAGAACUUCUGGAUGGUAUAUGUUCCAAAAUCAACAGGAAGGGGAAAAUCAAGAGAGAGAACAAAACGAGGAAAAUCAAAAUUCUGAUCAAAACUCCUCUCCUUUCAUCACUAAACUCCAACGUAGAACGGCAUUUAUCAAUCUCUACAACUGUAGAAUGGAAUAUACCAACUUGACUCCAGCAACCAGAAAUGUGUUUGAAAGGGCUGUUGAAUUGGUCAAUUCUAAAUAUUUUUGGAAUUCGAAGACUGAAUUAAAGGGUGAAAGUAGCUUGAAUCCGGAGAAUGGAAAGGUAUACUGUACACUCUCUAUCGACUCUCUAACCCAAAACCAUGCCAACAUUACCCUCAUGACACCAGAACAAAUUGUCCAUCUACAACAAAUUGAAAUGCCUUUCAAGCUUCGUCCUUUUUCUCUAAGACGUCGAAAUGUACAAAGCAUCCAGUCUUUCGACCAGUUCUACUCACAGCAAGAAAUUAAAAAUCGUGCAGAGUGUUCGAUAGAUGGAAGGAUUGUUCGGACUUUCGACGGAAAGAGAUACAAGGCUCCACUCUCCACCAGCUGUUAUUCUGUUCUCGCCAAAGAUUGUGGUAGAAUGAUUCAUAUUCCCGAUUUCAAACUAAAAAUUCUUACACCCGGACAAAGCAUCGAAUGUCAACACGAAAGAGCCGACAGCCGCAAAAUUGUGUGUAAAAUUAAUGGACGCUACUUGAACGAAAAUAAUGAGAACAACCUUGUGGAGUACAGUAAUGCCAAAAUGAGUGAUGUAACUCUUCAUUUGGACGAAGUUUCCGUUCGAUUCAACGGCUACAAGGCUUGGAUUAAGCUUUCGGGGGCUUAUAGAAACACUCAAUGUGGACUUUGUGGACACUACGAUGAUGCUACAAAUGAUGAAAAUGAAAUGAUAAUGGCCAAUAAUGAAUUUACUUCCAACCUCGCCCAAUUCCAUCGUUCCUAUUCUCUUUCGAACAGCCACGACAGCAACGACCUAAUGUGCAAUGAACAACAACUUGACAGAUUUUAUGAAGAAAAUAAAAAUAAAUUUGGCUAUUCUGAAGCUUUGGAAAUAAUUGAGGAAGAAAAAGGCAACGAAAUGAAGGAAGGAAACAAAAAUAAAAAAUAUAAUGAAUGGGAAGAUGAAAUGUUUGAUGGAACUUUAGGAGAUCAAAGUGAAAAUGAUGAGGCCUAUUUCUCUGAUAAUUAUGAAGGAAAUGAGCAAUAUAUUAUGAGAAGUGAAAUGAAUGGAAAUAGAAUGGAGAAGAUUAUAGGUUGGUGA
Molecule: messenger RNA, 1728 nt
Organism: Meloidogyne enterolobii
Lineage: Eukaryota; Metazoa; Nematoda; Chromadorea; Rhabditida; Meloidogynidae
Source: the annotation of a GenBank genome assembly